AUGGAUGCAAAUAAUAAACUGUCAUUAUUAGCGUCAGUGAUGAUAAUAUUGCUGACGAACUCGGCAGAUCCACGAAGCGACGGUGAAUUUAUAGGCGAUCUGCUCGUAACGAAGACGACGUACGAAGCUUCGUUUGGUGGUUCUGAGAAGAUGUCAGCUGUACUGAAUGCUACGAGAACUCGCCUGCAAAUGGUCGGUGAAUCGUGUGUUGCUCUGCAAAUCAACGCUUUGAUAAGGCACGUACAUGUUCGAAAACUCUAUGAUCUAUGUGCAAAUUCAAUGGCAAUUUUUAAUGACGCUAGUUGGUGUGAUGUUUUCACCUUGGAAGAUCUAAGGAUUAUGGAGUAUUGGUUAGAUUUAAAGCACUAUUGGAGGAAAAGCUACGGAUAUAAGAUUAAUUAUCAUAUUAGUUGUCAGCUUUUACAGCAUAUAUUUAGUACGCUGGAAGACGCCAUGAUGGACGAAAGGACAGUGUUAAGUAACCAUGACAACUCUCCUGUGGGUGUAUUUCGCUUUGGACACGCUGAAACAUUUUUACCAUUGUUAAGUAUUCUUGGGUUGUACAAAGACGAAGACAAUAUCUUGAGAUAUGACAAUUACCAUAGCAACAGGAAUAGAACUUUUCGAACCAGCAAGCUGUCUCCGUUUGCUGGUAACAUAGCCUUUGUUUUAUACAGCUGUACAGAUAGCACUGGAAACUCAAUGUAUAUGAUAGAGGUAUUACUCCAUGAACAGCCAGUGACUUUACCGUGCUGUACUUCAACUUUAUGCUCCUAUGAUGUUAUUAAACAAUUUUAUUCCACAUGGCUGGAAGAUUGUGACUUCACAGAGAUUUGUCGGAUGAGAAAUGAAAAACUGCCCUCUAAAGAUGAACUUUAACCUUUUGAGCACCAUAUUUUUUCCC
This is a messenger RNA of Saccoglossus kowalevskii, 904 nucleotides long. Its product is annotated as multiple inositol polyphosphate phosphatase 1-like. Gene Ontology annotation, molecular function: acid phosphatase activity; inositol phosphate phosphatase activity. The record is from RefSeq and is a predicted model, not a curated record. NCBI's taxonomy places the organism in Eukaryota, Metazoa, Hemichordata, Enteropneusta, Harrimaniidae.